Messenger RNA from Thamnophis elegans (Western terrestrial garter snake), 1889 nucleotides. It is a transcript of the gene EFEMP2, whose product is annotated as EGF containing fibulin extracellular matrix protein 2. The transcript is spliced from 12 exons. Lineage: Eukaryota; Metazoa; Chordata; Lepidosauria; Squamata; Natricidae. Gene Ontology annotation, molecular function: calcium ion binding. The record is from RefSeq and is a predicted model, not a curated record. Bases 148 to 1473 code for a protein of 441 amino acids.
CAGCCAGCGCACUCUGCCAGGGCACACCCGCCCGUCACUUCUCUCUCUCCCUCUCUCUUGCUCCGAGCCCCCGGCCAGAAUUGGGGGAGAGACGUGUUAAGAAGGGGUGCCAGAGACGGCGCCAAGCGCUUGUCAAGGGGUGUGAAAAUGAAGGUGGUUUCCUGCAUCUUCCUGGCCACCCUGCUGAAAGCUGCAUUCGCACAAGAGGACCCCAACGCUUACACGGAAUGCACCGACGGCUAUCAGUGGGACGCCGAAACCCAGCACUGCAAAGAUAUCAACGAAUGCGAGACCAUCCACCAUGCCUGCAAAGGGGAGAUGAAAUGUAUCAACCAUUACGGGGGAUACCUCUGCCUUCCGCGUUCCGCCUCGGUCAUCAACGACGUGAAUGCCGAACGGCCGCCUCCUGGCAAUCCCGACAGGUCGGUUCGCCCACCGGACCAGCCCUCCGGCCGACCUCACACUUGCUCCCAGGGCUACGAGCCUGACCACUACGGAUCCUGCGUGGACAUGGAUGAAUGUGAAUACGAUUUGCACGACUGCCAGCCAAGCCAGCAGUGUAUCAACACCAUCGGGAGUUUUCACUGUCAGUGCCCGGAGGGCUACCGGAAGAUCGGGACGGAGUGUGUAGACAUCGACGAAUGCCAUUACCGUUAUUGUCAACACCGUUGCGUCAAUUCCCCAGGAUCUUUCACCUGUCAGUGUGAAUCUGGAUUCCAGCUCUCAAGUAACAACCGCUCGUGUGUAGAUGUGAACGAGUGCGAGAUGGGAGCCCCUUGCAAGCAACGCUGUUUCAACACCUAUGGCACUUUCAUCUGCCGUUGCAAUCAAGGAUACGAGCUGGACCACACCGGCUUUACCUGCAAAGACGUGGAUGAAUGCAGCUAUUCGACUUACUUGUGCCAAUACCAGUGUGUGAACGAACCCGGACGCUUCUCCUGCGUUUGUCCUCAAGGUUACAACCUCGUGAGCACCCGGCUUUGCCAAGAUAUUAACGAAUGCGAAUUAGACAGCAAUCAGUGCACCGAAGCCCAGAACUGCGUGAACUUUCACGGAGGGUAUCGGUGUGUGGAGAAGAAGCUGUGCCAAGAACCUUACGUCCACGUCUCUGAAAACCGCUGUCUGUGCCCGACCUCAAACCCCCUUUGUCAUGAGAAGCCUUCCUCUGUCAUCUACCGGUAUAUGAGCAUCUUGGCCGAUCGGACGGUGCCCUCGGACAUUUUCCAAAUUCAAGCCACCACCUUCUACCCAGGAUCCUUUAACACCUUCCAAAUCCGUUCAGGCAACGAGGAUGGAGAAUUUUACAUCCGGCAAAUCAGCAACAUCAGUGCCAUGUUGGUCCUCUCUCGGGCUGUUGUGGGUCCCCGUGAGUUUGUGCUAGAUUUAGAGAUGGUGACCGUCAAUAACUUGAUGAGCUACCAAGCCAGCUCGGUGCUCCGCCUCACCGUCUUCGUGGGCGCUCAUCCGUUUUAGGGGGGGCAUAUCUCCCCCCCCUUACCUGGCGUGGCAAGGAAAGAGGAAACGCCUGUCCCAUGAUGGAGAAACAAUCGAAUAUAAAAAAGGACACAACUCUACAGAUAUGAAAAAUGGAGUCCGAUGCUCUCAUGGACUUCCCCAGCCAACGGUCCACCAAGAAUCGCCAAUUGCCAGAUCUGGACAGGUCCCGCACAACCGGAUCCAUAGCUCAUCCUGGAUGAAACCCACCCUUUCUUAGCAUCAGUUCCUUGACCCGUAACGCCAGGCCGAUGACUCCACCUUGUCUCCUUAUCCAUAACACCAGGCCAAUGACACCACCUUGUCUCCUUAUUCCCCCGGGGGAGAGAACAACUUGGAAAUGGGAUAGAAUAACCCUCCCCUGUCCUUGGGAUGGAGGGAGGACCUUGUGAACA